CAGAAGCAAGCACCUAUCCUUCAGUUUGUGUGCUGUGCUUGUUAUCAGUGUGUGGCAGAUGUGGAUUCUGAUGGGCGUUGUUGCAUCAAAUGCUGGUAUUCGUUUGACUGAAGGGUCAUUCAGCAGGACCUCCCUCUGGCGUUAUUAUUAUUAUUAAAGUGUGUUUCAGUGGUUAUAGAUGCCUGCAGAAAUGAAAGUGCUUCUUCUGAAAGAGCCACGAGACAGUGGAGAUGAAGCAGACCCUUAUAUGAAGGAAUUGGCCUCUUGUGGACACACGGCUGCUUUGAUUCCGGCUCUGUCCUUCAGAUCUGUGUCUCUAAACGAGCUCUCCGAGCGGCUCUUUGAGCCCGAGAGGUUUGGAGGCCUGAUCUUCAGCAGUCCCAGAGCCGUGGAGGCCGUGAAGAGCUGCUUAGACUCUCAGAGACACAGACACAGUGAGUCUGGAUCAGCAGAUGCUCACAGCCUUUGCAGUGGCUUUUGUUUUGUAGUUGAUGAGUGA
Molecule: messenger RNA, 499 nt
Organism: Sinocyclocheilus grahami
Lineage: Eukaryota; Metazoa; Chordata; Actinopteri; Cypriniformes; Cyprinidae
Product: uroporphyrinogen-III synthase-like
Exons: 3
Coding region: 179-499 (106 amino acids)
Biological process (GO): uroporphyrinogen III biosynthetic process
Cellular component (GO): cytosol
Molecular function (GO): uroporphyrinogen-III synthase activity
Source: RefSeq, a predicted model, not a curated record